Messenger RNA from Synchiropus splendidus (mandarinfish), 4659 nucleotides. Its product is annotated as protein MTSS 1-like. The transcript is spliced from 16 exons. Bases 719 to 3277 code for a protein of 852 amino acids. Lineage: Eukaryota; Metazoa; Chordata; Actinopteri; Syngnathiformes; Callionymidae. The record is from RefSeq and is a predicted model, not a curated record. Gene Ontology annotation, molecular function: actin binding; phospholipid binding. Gene Ontology annotation, biological process: plasma membrane organization; adherens junction maintenance; positive regulation of actin filament bundle assembly. Gene Ontology annotation, cellular component: actin cytoskeleton; cytoplasmic side of plasma membrane.
GAGACGGAGGCGAAUAGAAAUGAUUGUAUAUAACAUCCAACAAACAGCACAGCAACACAAACUUUGACUUUCUCCACUCAACAUUUCGUCACAGUGGUGUGCCGGAACUGUCAAUGUGGAACCUUCAAAAUAAAUGAUACGUGGUAUGAACAGAAGUUGGAAUUUAACAAAAGAGGCCCCGUUUGCGGAUGUGGUCUGGUAAAUUGCCAAUUUUUGGAAAGCGCCAGGCAAGUGUCGCCUCAUUGCAACCUGUGCACCCGUGUUUUUGAAUCCGGGCUUUUAUUAUUGUGAUGAAUGUCAACCGGAAACGCCUUGUUUUGUGACUCCAGUAGAUGAUUGUUUUCUCCUGGGUUUCUCAGUCGGAGCAGAGAAGACGCAAGAACUGCCCGGAGUGUUGAUACCUGCCCGAUUCACCGGCGUCCACGUCGUUGUCGGCGUGUAUUCCUGGAUUCUCCUCCAUUCCCUUGAGAGUUGUUCUCGUCAUGGCUGUGAUUCGGUCGGUCUGGAGCGGAGAGGGGGAUUUAAAUUUCUCUUCUUCUGAGCGCCACUGACCGGAGAAAUCGUCCAAACGACUAGCUGUCUGGCACCAACCCGUGUUCUUCAGCACCAGUGGGUUUCAUUUGGGUUUUGAAAGGGCUUUUUUCCUGCCCUUUUCUGGGGGUGGCGGAGUGAAAGCGGCUCCCGGAGCGGGGACUGACCGCUGGAGGUGGUCCCGAAAAUGGAGGUUGUUAUCGACAAGGAAUGCAGCGCGCUCGGCGGACUCUUCCAGACUUUGAUCGGAGACAUGAAAAGCAGCUACCCAGUUUGGGAGGACUUUAUCACCAAGGCUGGCAAACUACAGUCGCAGCUCAGGGCGACAGUAGUUGCAGUGGCCGCCUUCUUGGAUGCCUUUCAGAAAGUGGCCGACCUGGCGACCAACUCACGUGGAGGGACCAGAGACAUUGGAACAGCACUCACCAGGAUGUGCAUUCGGCACCGUGGCAUCGAGGCCAAGCUCAAGGAGUUCUCCAUGUCCUUUUUAGAGGUCCUGAUCAACCCUCUUCAAGAGCAGAUGGAGGACUGGAAAAGAGGGGUCAAUACUCUGGAUAAGGAUCAUGCUAAAGAAUAUAAGAAAGCUCGCCAGGAGAUCAAGAAGAAGUCGUCAGACACAUUGAAGCUCCAGAAGAAAGCAAAGAAAGGUCGUGGUGAUAUCCAACCUCAGCUGAACAGUGCCAUGCAGGAUGUCAGCGACAAAUACAUUCUUCUGGAGGAGACUGAAAAGCAAGCCCUGAGGAAGGUUCUGAUCGAAGAGAGGCAGAGAUUCUGCUGCUUCGUCACCAUGCUGCGGCCCGUCGUGGAUGCAGAGGUUUCCAUGUUAGGAGAGGUCACCCAUCUUCAGGCCAUCUCUGAUGACCUCAAAGCCCUGACCUCUGACCCUCACAAACUUCCUCCAGCCAGCGAACAAGUCAUACUGGACCUCAAGGGUUCAGACUACAGUUGGUCCUAUCAAACCCCUCCUUCCUCCCCAAGUGCCAAUAUAUCCAGGAAGUCAAGCAUGUGCAGUAGUCUGAACAGCGUUAACAGUAGUGACUCCAGGGGAUCCAGUGGCUCUCACUCUCAUUCUCCUUCCUCCUCUUCUUCCUCCUCUUCUUCACACCACCUCUUCCACCACCAUCAACCCCGCCAUCGGUACCGCAGCUCCACGCUCCCCCAGCAGGCUCCGGCGCGCCUCUCCAGCAUCUCCUCCCACGACUCUGGCUUCAUCUCUUCUUCACACGACCAAUACACGUCAUCCAAGUCGUCCUCCCCGAUGCCAGCUGAAGCCAAGCCCUGUCCCAGUUCCAGCUCCUCUGAGGUGUCAGAGACUGGAGCGCUUUACGGCGACUGCAGCAGUGACCCGCAUGCUGCUGCACUUCAGCACAGUACUGACCAGUUGUCCAAUGGUUUCGACCACUACAGCCCGGCCAGCUCCCCCUUCUUGCACGGCAACGGGGGGAGUUUGGGCUCUGGGACUGGCACUGCCUUCCCCUUCUACCCUCCGCCCUCGUCAUCCUCCACAUCUUCCUCCUGCCCCACCCGUUCAUGGCCCCGCCCUGCCUCAGCACUCUUACCAGACUUCCCCAACUACUGUACGUUGGGCUCUCCCAUGGUGCCUUCAUCCCGAGUUCCUAGCUGGAAGGACUGGGCAAAGCCGGGGCCUUAUGACCAGCCGAUGGUCAACACACUUCGGAGGAAGAAAGACAAGGAGGCUCCAGCUGCAGGGGACAGUCACGGAGCCUUGAACGGAGUCUCCUCCUCAGACCCCAUCACAUCCUCAGCACCAGCGCCGGCUGGGCUGCAGAGCCAAGUGGAAGAGAGGAGCAGGACUGCGGCACCCAAGGCGGGUGAGAUGGAAGUCCAGGAGGAGCUGACUCUGGCCUUGUCCAAGGGUCUUGAGCUGGACAACCAGAGGUCGAGCCGGGAGUCCAUCCAGUGCUCCAGUGGCUACAGCACUCAGACAAACACGCCGUGCUGCUCUGAAGACACCAUCCCUUCUCAAGUGUCGGACUACGACUAUUUCUCCAUGGCAGGAGACCAGGAGAUUGAGAUCCAUCCGCAGCAGCCGGACUUCGAUAAGUCGUCCACCAUCCCCAGGAACAGUGACAUCGGUCAGUCGUACCGGCGGAUGUUCCACACCAAGCGCCCGGCGUCGACAGCCGGGCUGCCCAGCACACAGGCGCCUUACCCAGGACAGGGGACCUACCCCAGGGCCGCGUACCCAUCCACCCCCUGUCAGCCAGGAGCCUACCCCACCACCCCCACUGGCUCCUGCACGAGUCAAGGAUUUUAUUCUGGAUCCGGCUCUUACAAUGGCUCUGGAUCGUACCCUGUGAGCCAAGGCCCGGUAAUCGUCACCCCCGGGACUGCCACCAUCCGCCGCACCCCCUCCUCCAAGCCCUCGGCCAGACGCUCCGCCUCCCUGGUGGCCACGGGGCCCAUCCCGAUCCGCACCCCAGUCAUCCCCGUGAAGAUCCCCACGGUCCCGGACAUGCCAGUGAAAGCGGAGGAGAGGAGUUCAGUGGCGAGAGAGAAUCCAGACUUGUCCUCAUUUGACGAUCCGUCUGUGCUCCCUAUGUCGUCCUGGAGCGGGCAAGCCUCCACCAACCCCCCCUUCCCACCGUCCGCGCAGAUGGUCCAGCAGGACGAGCCUGAUGGAGGCGAUGAGGGAGAGGAUGGCAACAUGUUGGUCGCCAUCCGAAAGGGAGUCAAGCUCAAGAGGACGCUCACCAACGACCGCUCUGCUCCGCGCAUAGCAUGAUGACCCGCCGGGUCAGUGACUUUGGUGGCAGUUUGAGUCACCGAAAAGCAAAUCCUAGUUAGACAAUGACUCAUGCAGUGUCCCAGCUGUUUGUCAGCUUAACUGUCACAUGUGUGUACUGAAUCCUGAGUGGCUCUGCUGUUUAAGUCCUCCAUAUUUCUGCGGCUUUUCUGGAAGAGAACUUGAUUCAAACAACAUUGCGUCCUCCUGAUAAAUAGAUCGGCGCACACCAGAUAGAAAAUGGAGCAUAAGUUGUUCCCUGAAUCCGAACAGCCGACGAGACAACGUCCAAACUCCACUGAGGUGUGUGGUCGGCUCGUGUUCUGGAUGAGUUCCUGGACUUGGAAUCCAAGCUCGUGUGGAGAAUAAACCGUGAUGUGUUUUGGAGCUGCACAGGGACACGUGCAGCACCUUCCAGUCUCCUGGCUCCUCAUCCGUGCCGGACCGUCUUGUUGCCCGUCUCCUUGUCGAGUCCACGUGCAGAGGAUCCGCUCAGCAUAUUUCUGACGCAUUUAAUUCUGCUAUAUACAUAGUAACUCUAGAAAUAUGAAUUCAAAUGUAUAUGUUUUCUAUAUAUGUUACCACAAAAUAUGUUUAUAAAAGCGUGUUUUGAUUUUUGGUCGCUGUUGUCUGUUGAACAGCAGCUGCAUGCCACGUAUGAACCAUGUAAAGCACAUAUAUUCAGACUAUAUUUAAAGCAUCAACUCAUCUGUAUUAAAUCAACGACAUGGCAGUAUGUGUGCGUGUACAUUCAAAAGCGUCAUGAGCCUCCUCUAGUGCGUUAAAAUAGGUAGCACUGACACCAUGUCGGCAUGUAUGAAACUGUAAAUACUAGUACAGGACCUCGCAUGUGACUUUAAUUUAUUUGUUUUGAUAUGUCGUUCCGUGGAAUUUCACAAAACCUGCUCUGACCUCCAGAAGUUGACACGUACAUUCAAGAGGCUUCUAACAGUAUUAAUGUAGGUGAGGCUGUUGACCUAGAUGCUCCUGUUAGCUUUUAGAAGCUGUAAAUAAACAACAGCACACUUAGGCUACUUUUUCCAAAGACAUUGUCUUUUUGAUCUAGUUCGGACUGAAGGUUAAAUGCAAUCGUAUGAAAUGUGCAGCUGAAAAGUACAACUGACAAAUCACUUUCAUGGAAGCUGCUUCAUUUGUUCGACCCCUAACGUUCGUAGUAUGAUGCCAGCAUAAAUAUAUAUAUAUAUACAUACACAGUAUAUCAGAGGUUCUACUGAAAGUCAAUCCAAAUUUAGAGCUUUUAAGAAAGUUAAGCUAGUUCAACAGUUAGAGAGUUGAUCUCUCUGUGUCCCUGUACAGUCUCACAGUUAUUGCUCAAGUUUGUUCCCACAAAGUUAUGUUCUGUUUAAUCCUUUUGCAUUACA